AUGCAUUCCAAUCAUUCUUCAGUUCCUCCUCAAGAGGUAACAGGAACAACUCAAUUGCCUUUAUCACGUAUCAAGAAGAUCAUCGGGACUGAUCAAGACAUAAACAUGUGUUCCAACAAUGCCGCAUUUGUUAUUACUUUAGCCACCGAAAUGUUCAUUCAAUACAUGGCCGAAUCAGGCCACAACGUUGUCAAGUCUGAACGUAAACCUCGUCGUAACAUUCAAUAUCGUGAUCUUUCCUCCGCCGUCUCCCACAUCGACAACCUCGAAUUUCUCAGCGACAUCAUCCCCAAGACCGUCCCCCUCAAACUUGUCAAAGCCAACGCCCACCUGGCCAACAACCUCGCAAAAGCCAAAUCCACCGCCUCUCCCACCAACCCUCCCUUUCCCCAACCCUCCACCUCACAACCCGGUCCCUCAGCCGCAACCGCAAACCCCAACUCCUUCCCUCAAUCCCCCCUCCUCGACACAGCUCCUCCCCGCGUUACCGUCUCCGGUCUGUUAGAAGACUCCGCAUCCGCGUCCGCAUCUACUUCCACACCAGCUCUCAACCAAAUCCAACCCCAAAUCCAACCCCAACCCCAACCCACAUCUCAACCCACAUCUCAACCCCAAACUCAAAAUAACUCCCCCACCCAAACCACCACCGCUGCUGCCACGACCCCCGCCCACCCCAUCACCAUUCCCAAUGGCUUUACCCCCACCAAUGGCUUCACCCCCGCCAACAAACCCCAAAAACAGCAAGAACAGCGAAGAGUCAGCACCGCCACCGAAGACGAAGACCCCAAUGCGCAAUUGCGCAUGGAGAGUCAGGCGAACAGCGACGAUCAUGAUGAGGAAGAUGAUGAUGUCGAGAUGAGUUAG
Molecule: messenger RNA, 864 nt
Organism: Botrytis byssoidea
Lineage: Eukaryota; Fungi; Ascomycota; Leotiomycetes; Helotiales; Sclerotiniaceae
Exons: 4
Coding region: 1-864 (287 amino acids)
Cellular component (GO): CHRAC; nucleus
Molecular function (GO): protein heterodimerization activity
Source: RefSeq, a predicted model, not a curated record